AUGUUGGGAAUGUAUGUGCCAGAUAGAUUUUCUUUGAAAUCAUCUAAGGUCCAGGAUGGAAUCGGGCUUUACACGGCGAGACGAGUGAAAAAGGUUUGUUAUUUUGGACAGGACAACUUUGUAUGUUUUGGGUAUGAAGAAACUUACCAACGCGCAAAACUCAUUCGGUGAAUCGGAGAAAGGCAGUUUUCUGUUCGUAUUUUGGUUUUUUUGCGAGUCGUUCCUAAAAUCUCAAGCCAUAGCCUACUUGAAUGCUGCUCUGACGUGAAGUGCCACGUAGAUACUGUAACUAGCUCACUCCACAACAAUGCUCACUUUGAACUCAACUCUCGUGUGUUACACAGUAACACAUGUGUUGAUACAUUGUAACAUUGUUUCAUUGCAUAUUGCACUGAACACUUACGUUUCCUAUGCUGUCAUUUAACUUUCAUACUCAAAAUUAAUAUUGUAUUAUAGGCUAUUCCACAAUAUUGUAACCAAGUUGACAAUGUUGCAAACAAUGGUGGUUCAAAAUGGUGCAAACAAUGUUUUAUAUUGAAAGUUAUUAAACACUGCAAAUGGCCAGGCUACCUAUUCAUUUGGCAAUCUCACAUUGUUCAAAACUUUGAACAUGAAUGCUUCAUUCAUGAGGAACACAUCUUGAGCACACCCCCUCUUGUAGGGUCCAAAGUGAAACGCAUAGGAUGGAUUCAUGGACAAUACUAUGUAUUAUAAUACUAUAGUCCUAUACUGUUUUACACUAUUUUCUACUACAUUCUUUUUGGCAUCUAUUCCAUCGCACAAUUUAUAUCUGGUUGCCUUCACACAGCCCCUGACAGUUCUGGAAAAUACCUCUAGUAAAAAAGAAAGACAAGAAAAAUGAAUAUCCUGUAUCCUCAAAUUCUGACAAUGUGGGUUUUCUACAAGGGGGAAAAGUUUGGCCCUUUCGCUGGAGAGAAGAAACUGCCGAGUGAGCUGAAUGAGAGCACGGACACCAGACUGAUGUGGGAGGUGAUACUAACACAGACUUCCUCUACUCCUUUAACACUGCAGUCACAGCACAGCAUGUUUCUCUUCAUAAGCACAAUAGAUAGAUGCUAAAUAAGUAUACUUUAUAUAAUUCAAUAAAUAAUAUUUAUUUCUGUGUAGGCCUACUAUUGAAAUGAAAGGAUAAAUAGUUGAAUUAUGUGGCAGUUCAGAUACAGCACAGGUGAUGCUUAAUUGGAGAAGCUAGUUUGAUGCACAUACACUUGUUGACUGUAGAGUCUUGUUUUUGUAAUGAGUCUUGGUUUGGCAAACUCCACCCACAUCUUGUGCCUCUGUUAUUCAAAGUGCAAUUAUGUUUUAUUCCCAUCAUUAGGUUUAGAAUUUAUUUGAGAUAAGGGACAGGUUUAAUUACAUUUCAGAUCAGUGAGAUGAUGUGUUUAUUUACAAGUAACUGAUUACCUGUCAACCAUAAAGAAUUCAGGUGUGGUCUGAAAUUAUAUACUGAAGAAAAAAAAUAAACGCAACAUUUAAAGUUUCAUGAGCUGAAAUAAAAGAUCACAGAAAUGUUCCAUAUGCACAAAAAGCUUAUUUCUCUCAAAUGUUGUGCACAAAUUUGUUUACAUCCCUGUUAAUAAGCAUUUUUCCUUUGCUAAAAUAAUCCAUCCACCUGACAGGUAUGGCAUAUCAAGAAGCUUAUUAAACAGCAUGAUCAUUACACAGGUGCACCUUGUGCUGGGGACAAUGAAAGGUCAUUCUAAAAUGUGCAGUUUUGUCACACAACACAAUGCCACAGAUGUCUCAAGUUUUGAGGAAGAGUGCAAUUGGUAUGCUGACUGCAGGAAUGUCCACAAGUAAUGUUAAUUUCUCUACCAUAAUCUGCCUCUAACGUCGUUUUAGAGAAUUUGUCAGUACAUCCAACCGGCCUCACAACCGCAGACCAUGUGUAACCAGGCCAGCCCAGGACCUCCACAUCCGGCUUCUUCACCUGCCUGAUGGUCUCAGACGAGCAACCCGGACAGCUGAUGAAACUGUGGGUUUGCACAUCCCAAAGAAUUUCUGCACAAACUGUCAGUUGUCCUCAUCAGGGUCUUUAGCUGACUGCAGUUCGGCGUCGUAACUGACUUCAGUGGGCAAAUGCUCACCUUCGAUGGCCACUGGCACUCUGGGGAAGUGUGCUCUUCACGGUUGAAUCCCGGUUUCAACUGUACCGGGCAGAUGGCAGACAGUGUGUAUGGCGUCGUGUGGGCGAGCAUUUGCUGAUGUCAACGUUGUGAACAUAGUGCCCCAUGGUGGUGGUGGAGUUAUGGUAUGGGCAGGCAUAAGCUACGGACAACGAACACAAUUGCAUUUUAUCGAUGGCAAUUUGAAUGCACAGAGAUACUGUGAUGAGAUCCUGAGGCCCAUUGUCGUGCCAUUCAUCCACCGCCAUCACCUCAUGUUUCAGCAUGAUAAUGCACGGCCCCAUGUCGCAAGGAUCUGUACACAAUUCCUGGAAGCUGAAAAUGUCCCAGUUCUUCCAUGGCCUGCAUACUCACCAUACAUGUCAUCCAUUGAGCAUGUUUGGGAUGCUCUGGAUUGACCUGUACGACAGCGUGUUCCAGUUCCCACCAAUAUCCAGCAAACUUCGCACAAUCAACAGCCUGAUCAACUCUAUGCGAAGGAGAUGUGUCGCGCUGCAUGAGGCAAAUGGUGGUCACACCAGAUACUGACUGGUUUUCUGAUCCAUGCCCCUACCUUUUUUUAAAGGUAUCUUUGACCAACAGAUGCAUAUCUGUAUUCCCAGUCAUGUGAAAUCCAUAGACUAGGGCCUAAUGAAUUUAUUUCAAUUGACUGAUUUCCUUAUAUGAACUGUAACUCAGUAAAAUCUUUGAAAUUGUUGCAUGUUGCGUUUUAUAUUUUUUCUCAGUGUAGUAUAGUCAUCUAGUAAUCUAUAACUUUCAUGUUAUAUUGGAUAGAACCACAUUGUUUUAUAUCACAGGGUUUUUCAUGGCAACUGUGAUUUAGUUUGUUAAACUGCAUCUCCAGAUGAACAGAAAGCUAGAUCAAGAAGCUAGGUCUGUCUAUGGAAAUGAGACAUUAAUUCCAGCCAACAGUAUUUCAUGUUCUUGAUAGGCAUGUCUGUUCUCUGUUGCAGGUCCGAGGUAAUAAAGGCGAUGUGCUCUAUGUUUUGGAUGCCAGUAACCCUCGCCAUGCCAACUGGCUGCGUUUUGUCCAUCAGGCGCCAUCACAAGAGGAGAAGAACCUGGCAGCCAUCCAGGUACAGCCCCACACUGAAGAUAGUAACACCUUCAGACCUAUCUACAGGGAGAGACACAGAUAGAGCUGGGUAUCAGCACAUAUCUCUGAGAGAGAAGGGGGGAGAGAGAGGGAGAAGGAGAGAGAGAGAGAAAUAAAGAGAGAGAAGAUGGACAUCAGAGAGAAAGAGUCGAAGAGAAGCGAGGGAAAGUUGGUGAGAGUGAGUUGAGAUGGAUAGUGAGAGUGAAAUGAAGAUGGGGAAUGUGGAUUUUUUGUUUUGUCUGCCUGUGCAGACAGCUUGUAAGAUUGCACCAUGUGCUACUGAUCAAGCCUGCCAUAUCAAAAGGAGAUGUGAAGGUGGUUCUGUUUGAUGACCGUGUGAGAUGAGGCGUCUUUCACAGCUGUAAGUAACUCCCUCUCAAAGUGUCUGAACUUCCUAUGAAAAUCUUCUCUAGUGCUUUGUGCAUCCCUUACAUAAACAUUUAACAAAACUUGUCAAUCUCUGUGAUUAAGAUCAGAUUAAUUAUAUCCAUAAUCCCCCAAACACAGACAACCCAUACACAAUCAGAUCUAUUGGCCAAGGUCAUGAACACACACACAUCAUGUGUACAUGACCUUAGCCUAUGCACUUAAACACACACACACACACACACACACACACACACACACACACACACACACACACACACACAGACACACACACACACAGACACAGACACACAGACACAGACACAGACACACACACACACACACACAGACACACACACACACACAUACACACACACACACACACACACACACACACACACACACACACACACACACACACAGACACACACACACACAGACACACACACACACACACACAGACACACACACAGACACACAGACACAGACACACACACACACACACACGAGUCAGGGCUUGGCCUGGGAAAUCUCAGCUAGAGGAAAAGGAAAAAUCGCGGUAGAAGGGAAGAGGAACAGAACCUGUGAUCUUCUGGCUGAGGUUCUGUCGUUAAUGCCAGAGUGCUAAAAGUGAUCGCUUGUUCAAAGGUCAUUCAUGUGUGUUAGAGGUCUGUGUUACAUCAUAAGUGUAAUUUAUUGUGUUUCUCUCUGUUAAAUUAAUAUAUAUAUAUGUCUAUUCAUAAAUGCCUUAGCCAAAGGAAAAUGACGCUUUGAUUUGAUUAGACCGUGACCUUUAGGAUGUGGAAGUUAAUGAUGACAUGUUUAGGAGUUGGAGUGUUUGACCUCCGACCUUAAUCAAGCCUCAGCAGACGAGUGUCUAGGUUUAAUGAGUUCAACCUUCAGCGACCCCUUUUUUCCCUCUGUCUGUGUGUGUGUGUGUGUAUGGGAAUGAUUAUGGUUCUGAUCUCUCAGGACGGAGAGAAUAUCUUCUACCUGGCAGUGGACGACAUUGAGACAGACACAGAGCUGCUGAUAGGCUACCUGGACAGUGAUAUGGAGGAAGAGUCAGAGGAGGAGGAAGAGGAAAGCAUCGAAGAUGAAGAUGAAAACAGCAAAGAUGCCAAACAUCUCGUUGAAAUGGGUACAUGCCUAACAAAGUUUUACCUAAACCAUGUUUAUAAACAGUGUUUUGUCAGUCCAACAGUUUAUGCUUGAAGUGUGUAAUGCUUGCACACAGCUUAUACUCAUACACAGCUGAUAUGGCUGCAUGUGUGUGUAAUGUGUAAUAAUGAGUGUAUGUGUGCAGAGAGGCUGAUCAAGAAGGAGGACCACCCGUGCCUGCUGUGUGAGAGCAGCUUCCCUAGUGAGGAGAUCCUAGCAGCCCACCUCCAGAGCCUGCACCAGAGACCCAGUACCGAGGAGAAAGAGUACAAGUGCAGGAACUGUGGCAAGAAGUUCCCCAUCAAACAAGCCCUGCAGCGCCAGUGUGUAGCCUACGUCAUCUCUCUACUCUACUUACCUGACACUCUAUUGAGUUACACAGAAGUAUGCUACCAAAUGGGUCAUAUAGUGGAACUGACAGAUUUGCACAUACUCAGUACAUUUUGUUCAGCCUCUCUAUUCGUUUCCUGAUGUAGGACACCUGAACAUGUAGUAGUAUUUAUGUUCAUAUCUUUAUAGCCUACUCCUAUCUGACUCUGUAUACCUCCUUCAUUUUGCCCUCAGUGUUCUGCACUGUGCGGAGACCCUGUGUCCUUCAGGAGACUUUUUCAGAGCCCACCACCAUUGUUCCCUCUGCUACAUCACCUUCGGCUCAGAGUCCAGGUAGACCUACAUAACUAGAACACAAACAUACACACUAGCAUAAUAUGUAUACAGGGGCUGCUAUCUGUUCCUGUCUGAGUUCCUGUAUAUUUGAGUCACUGUGUCUGUAUUUCCUGUGUGUGUGUGUAGUUAUGACCAGCACAAGGAGGUGUGUAGAGGAGAUGCCAGGUUCAUCUGUAAGGCUGAGAGCUGUGGGAAGAGGUUCAAGAGCAAAGACUCUCUGAAGAAACACAAAGGGAACGUCCACACAGGUUGGUCUCCGUCUCACACACAUGCAAGUAUGCAAUGUAUACAGACACAUACCCCACACUGGUGAUGAAGUAGAAACAAGUAUCUGCCUUGAUCUUUUACCAGUCUGGUCAGUAUAGGGGUGUGUAGGCGAGGGGGAUGUGGUGUAGGCUCUAUAGAUGUGGCACACGUGACUCAUAAAUAAAUGGGUUGUUCCAUCAAUUUGGUGCCUUUUGAGAAGUGUAACUUGGUCCAAAGAAACAAAAUGUACAUUCUGUUAUAAAGAGCACAUGUUUAACUUAAUAAAAAAUGUGUUUUCCGAUCUCGAGGUUAAAUAAAAUAAAUAACUAAAGUAAGUGCCAAAUAAAGUAACAGGGUUGACCGUAACAGGGUUGACUGUGGCAGGGUUGACUGUAAUAGGGUUGACAAUUUCAUCUUGAGUCCCAUUGUGACUGGAGGAAUGGAAGCUUAUUGUGUGCAACAGGUAGUGGCAAUUGAAUGCAAGCUUCACAAAAUAUAUAUAAAUAUAAAAUAUAAAUUGUUAAAACAUUUUCUAGCCUAUCUAUGCGUAACAUGGUUGACCGUAACAUGGUUGACCGUAACAUGGUUGAUGUGUUAUGCUCGCCAUGCUCAGUUUUACUCAACAAAACACCAGCAAAUGCGGCGGCAGGUAGCUUAGUGGUUAAGAGCGUUGUGCCAGUAACCGAAAGGUCACUGGUUCUAAUCCCCGAGCCGACUAGGUGAAAAAUCUGUCGAUGUGCCCUUGAGCAAGGCACUUAACCCUAAUUGCUCCUGUAAGCCGCUCUGGAUAAGAGCGUCUGCUAAAUGACUAAAAUGUAAAUGGCCAGAAAGAGUAGAACCAGCUCACCUGCUUUUACACUAUGAUUUGACUAUUAGAUUUUCAAUGUUUUUUUUGUUGUUGUUUUUUUAAAGGAAAAGUUUGAUCAUAUUAAAAAGAGAGUUCAGUUCACGUAACAGGGUUGACUUUAAAAUGAGGGACAGACGUAAAUUAAUCCUUACAUGAAAUAAAUAAUAAUCUUCAGAAAUUAAUUUGUCAAAGCAGCAAAAUAACUAGGGCUUUACAAUCAUGGUGAAAACUUGGAGAAAUUUUGGGGUUAAGUGGGUAAAUAUCUUCCUAGAAGUCACAUGUAAAAAUGCUGAAUUUUGUUGAAAUGACGUGGAAGCAACGUUGAUUCAACCAGUGUGUGCCCAGUGGGCAGUGGUGGCAGACAGCCUUCAUUAGUGACCCUGUCAUGUUUAUGUUACAUUUUCGUUGCCCCCGACAGUCGGAAGUGAACAUACAUCUGGUAAUUAAACUUUGACCUCAAGUGAUUAUCUGAUAGAAUGUGUGUAUUUGUCUGCUUGUGCUUCCGAUGGAAUUGGCUUUGCCAUGAGGUGAGUGAUUAUGCUGUUCACUAACAUGUGGAAUGCCCUAACCAUUGUUGCCAUUGCUAGCCACCACAUCAUCACACUGUAGAUUGAGGCAUGAAAAGCAGGAUUGGUCACUCUGCUUGUCCAAUCAUUGUGUUUCAGGAAGUUCCAGGCGGAAGCUCAUGUGCACCAUCUGCAACAGGAAAUGCUCUUCCUUACUGAACCUCCAGGAACAUCGCAAGGUCAGGUUCCUACCUACUACCGCACUGUCUCACUUUUUCACUGUCUCUGGUUUACCCGUAUUCCUAGACACGUUUUGAUCCUUCAGAGAUCUGGAAGGACUGGAUAGGUGUAAGGUGUAUGUUGUAAUGGCUCCCAGUCCACUUAGCCCUCUGGUGUCUAGGGCCAGGGGCUAGUGGUUGGUUUCACUCUGGCCAUGUCUAUUCCUUUAAGCUCUAUUUCCUCCAUAUCCCUCCAUCUCUUUUUGUUCCAUUCCUUUGUGUCCCUGUCCCCUAAUCCCAUGCUCUCUGUCUCCUGUCUCACUCUUCUUCUGUCUCUGUAGGCGGUUGGCUUUAUGUUUAAGUUGUUAUAUUUUCAGACCGUGUGACAGUAGAGAAAGGUUGUUUUUUAUUUCACAAGCUCAUCCCCACAGACUCUCAUGAAACUUAACACACAUGAACUGGCGAGCAGACAAUAAGGCUUUAACCCUGGCGUCAGGAUUCUUCCUCUCAGAGAUGGACUUAGAAAACCCCCUGAAAAAUGACAGAACCACAGAACCAUUAUGUUACACUACUUUUAGAGAUUAAUGGAGGUAAGGUAUUUCCAUCACAAACUAUCUCACAGUGAAGCAUCUUUAUAUGCUUGAAGUGAAUUAUCUUGGAGAAUAUCUUUGCAGUGAGUUAUUUGAUUAUUUUGAAAUUGGUUUCGCUUCCCAUCCAAAUGAGGAUUUUAUAUUUAUGACCCGUGAACCCAGCUGGUGUUUGGGUGAGGUUUCAUAUUCCCUGUCAACAUCGAUCCAAUAGAUUAAUCAGAAGAUAUUAAUCCACUCUAAUGAACUGAACAGGGUCAUAAGAGAUUCAUAAUGAACACACUUCAUCAGCAAAGGUUAUGUUACUGUAAUCACUAAGACAUUUUUAGAUAGUUCUGGAACAGAUCAACCAACCAACCAAUCAACCAGCCAACCAACCUAUCAGUCAAUCAAUCAGGUUUUUCUUAUCUCUAAAAUUCCAUGCAAUGUAUUUGAAAAGGGAGAGUACAUUGCCCUAUUAUGACCUUUUCAUGCUGCCAGUGCCAGUCCUAUCAAUUCAAUAUGUGGCACAUAUGAACUUGAGAAAGGUUUAAGCAAGCUUUGAUGUGUUAAUGAUGCUCUAAUCAUCAGCCUUUGCCUGUGAGAGAGGCUCUUUCCUCAUUGACAGUAGACACAGAAAAUGUGUAUCGAUACAGGGAGAUUUGGGUCAGUUGCAACCCGAAUUCAAUGAAUGCUUCAUUCUUCUCUUGUAUGAAGUAGUUUAUUUAGUCAUACUUACAUGGCUUAUAUGUUACAGAUUUCAUUGGAACAAUCAUGUGCUGAGGUUUAAAAGACAUUAAGCAAAAAAAGAGGCCAAAGUUCUAUUGAACAGAAGACAUGUUACAGCUGAGUUAGAGACAGACACUUCAGAACCUAGCAUUAUGAUUAGUCAGAACCUAGCAUUAUGAUUCGUCAGAACCUAGCAUUAUGAUUAGUCAGAACCUAGCAUUAUGAUUCGUCAGAACCUAGCAUUAUGAUUCGUCAGAACCUAGCAUUAUGAUUAGUCAGAACCUAGCAUUAUGAUUCGUCAGAACCUAGUAUUAUGAUUAGUCAGAACCUAGUAUUAUGAUUCGUCAGAACCUAGCAUUAUGAUUAGUCAGAACCUAGUAUUAUGAUUCGUCAGAACCUAGUAUUAUGAUUAGUCAGAACCUAGCAUUAUGAUUCGUCAGAACCUAGUAUUAUGAUUAGUCAGAACCUAGCAUUAUGAUUCGUCAGAACCUAGCAUUAUGAUUCGUCAGAACCUAGCAUUAUGAUUCGUCAGAACCUAGCAUUAUGAUUCGCACAAGAGCAAUCAAACUUAGCAUUAUGAUACGUUUGCGCAAAAGCUACUUAAACCAGCCAUUAUUAUAAUUUGCCUGAACUGCACAUUCUUAGUUUUAUUAUAGAAGCUCUGAGCAGAGGAGCAAUUCAGUCUUAGUGUAUUGUAGCAUUAGACAGAAGAGCUAUCAAAUGUGCUAUUAUUCCAACCAUGCUGAGAGCAGAAGAAGGAUUCAAACUUUUCAGCAGUUUAAUUAUAUUUCUGUGUGCAGACUUAGUUGAGCAAGGAGUGAAAGAGUGUGUGUAUGUGUGUCUGUGAAUAUUCCUCUGCCUGCAAGUGUGGAAAAGGUUACACAUCAAGGUCACACAUUGUCAUUUACAGUACACAGCGUGCAACGAAAUCCACAAUCUCUGUCUCUUACAUAACCCCCCGUAUGUCUGGUCUGUUGGGUACUUUAUGUAUCUCCAGGUACAUGAGAUAUUCGACUGUGCUGCCUGCGACAAGAAAUUCAUCUCGACCAAUCAGCUCAAGCGCCACAUGAUCACUCACUCAGGUAAAAGAGCACACACACACACACGCACACACACACACACAGCUACACUCAGACAUCAUAUAUAUUCUCUCUCUCUCUGUUCCUGGUUAGAGAAACGUCCGUAUACCUGUGAGAUCUGCAGUCGUUCAUUCAAGCGUCUGGACCAGGUGACGGCCCAUAAGAUCAUACACAGCGAGGAAAAGCCCUACAAGUGUAAGUUGUGUGGGAAGGAGUUUGCCCACAGGAACGUCUACAAGAACCACAAGAAGGUGAGCAGGGAAUGGGGUCAGAAAGCUGUAGUCUCUUUUCAGUAGGACAGAAUGCUUCAACUACAUAAAAGGUGGAUGUGACAGAUUUAAAUGGGUGGUUUUUAAUAUGCAAGUUUUACUGAUGGAGAUAAUGCUGAAACUUAACAAGCACAUACGUACACAUAAACUAACAUACAAGCAUACUCUCACUGCUUCAGAGCUAACAUUAUUAGAGGUCUCUUCAGUUGUCUUUGGGGUUCUGUGGCGUCUGUGGCCUGUCUCCCCCUGAAGACUCCCAUGUUUACUUAAGGGAAUAGGGCGUCACUCAGACAGACAUGUGGGGGGCAGAGCAGGGUGCAAAUAAACAAACGUACUUUGAACCUAAGCCCCUCAAGCUACUUGUCUUCAUCAAGUCAACAUACCAAAUCAGCCAUGUAGCCUAACCCUGACUCUAACUCUAACCCCAACCCCAAUGCUCACACAUCUGAUCCCACAUCAACACAGAGACAGGAGACAGCGCUCAGAUUGAAUCAAGAGGAGAGAUGGACGAGAGGUUUAGAGGGAGUAAGAGAACAGAUGAGAUAUACAGUGCAUUCGGAAAGUAUUCAGUCCCCUUGACUUUUUCCACAUUUCGUUAUGUUACAGCCUUAUUCUAAAACUGAUUAAAUUAUUUAUUUUUCUUAUCAAUCUACACACAAUACCUCAUAAUGACAAAGCGAAAACAGGUUUUUAGAAAUGUUUGCACAAUUAUAAAAAAUAAAAAACAGAAAUACCUUAUUUACACAAGUAUUCAGACCCUUUGCUAUGAGGCUCGAAAUUGAGAUCAGGUGCAUCUUGUUUCCAUUGAUCAUCCUUGAGAUGUUUCUACAACUUGAUUGGAGUCCACCUGUGGUAAAUUCAAUUGAUUGGACAUGAUUUGGAAAGGCACACAUCUGUCUAUAUAAGGUCCCACAGUUGACAGUGCAUGUCAGAGCAAAAACCAAGCCAUGAGGUUGAAGGAAUUGUCUGUAGAGCUCUGAGACAGGAUUGUGUUGAGGCACAGAUCUUGGGAAGGGUUCCAAAAAAUGUCUGCAGCAUUGAAGGUCCCCAAGAACACAGUGGCCUCCAUCGUUCUUAAAUGGAAGAAGUUUGGAACCACCAAGACUCUUCCUAUAGCUGGCCACCCGGCCAAACUGAGCAAUCGAGGGCGAAGGGCCUUGCUCAGGGAGGUGACCAAGAACCCAAUGGUCACUAUGACAGAGCUCUAUAGUUCCUCUGUGGAGAUGGGAGAACCUACCAGAAGGACAACCAUCUCUGCAGCACUCCACCAAUCAGGCCUUUAAUGGUGGAGUGGCCAGACAGAAGCCAGUCCUCAGCCAGUCCUCAGUCCGCUUGGAGUUUGCCAAAAGGCACCUAAAGGACUCUCAGAUCAUGAGAAACAAGAUUAAACUCUUUGGCCUGAAUGCCAAGCGUCACGUCUGGAGGAAACCUGGCACCAUCCCUACGGUGAAGCAUGGUGGGGGCAGCAUCAUGCGGUGGGGAUGUUCUUUAGCGGCAGGGACUAGGAGACUAGACAGGAUCGAGGGAAAGAUGAACGGAGCAAAGUACAGCGAGAUACUUGAUGAAAACCUGCUCCAGAGCACUCAGGACCUCAGACUGGGGUGAAGGUUCACCUUCCAACAGGACAACAAUCCUAAGCACACAGCCAAGACAACACAGGAGUGGCUUCGGGACAAGUCUCUGAAUGUUCUUGAGUGGCCCAGCCAGAGCCCGGACUUGAACCCGAUCAAACAUCUCUGGAGAGACCUGGAAAUAGGUGUGCAGCGACGCUCCCCAUCCAACCUGACAGAGCUUGAGAGGAUCUGCAGAGAAGAAUUGGAGAAACUCCCCAAAUACAGGAGUGCCAAGCUUGUAGCGUCAUACCCAAGAAGACUCAGGGCUGUAAUCGCUGCCAAAGGUGCUUCAACAAAGUACUGAGUAAAGGGUCUGAAUACUUAUGUAAAUGGAAUAUUUCCGUUUUUUAUUUGUAAUACAUUUGCAAAAAAUUCUAAAAAUCUGUUUUUGCUUUGUCAUUAUGGGGUAUUGUGUGUAGAUUGAUGAGGGGGGAAAAAACAAUUGAAUCCAUUUUAGAAUAAGGCUGUAAUGAAACAAAAUGUGGAAAAAGUCAAGGAAUACUUUCCGAAAUGCACUGUAUUUAGGGGGUGUCAGGGCCCCGCAUUAGCUCUGUUAGCUGUUAUGAAAUACUUAUUUACUCUAUAUCAGUCAAUGAAAUAGAACGGAAGGAAGGUGUAUGUUUUGAUGGUCUGCUAACUGGUAUGUUUAUACCAAGAUAUGUAGAGAGUGGUAGUCAGAGGUAGGUUUCAGUGAUGUUGUGUACCAACCGUGAAUGCUGUCCUGUUCUUUCUCCAGACUCACUCAGAGGAGAGGCCGUUCCAGUGUGAGGAGUGCAAGGCCCUUUUCCGCACCCCCUUCUCUUUACAGCGCCACCUGCUCAUCCACAACAGUAAGUAUGAGUUUGUGUGUGUAUCUCUCAGAGUGUGAGAGUGGUUUCAUACUACGUGUGUGACUCACUGUAGCCACUAGUACCUAUGUUCAGGGCCCCUACAACACAUAAGCAUACGGUUCCCAAAUCCCCAUAGAAUAUAUAGCCCCUAGUUCAGACCUCCUUUUAGCAUCAGAUACUGAGGGCUCCACAACCUCCUCCUGGUCCUCUGUGUUGUGGUCCUCCUAGUCCUGAGUGUCAUAGCCAGACAGACAGACAGACACAGCGGUCCUCCUAGUCCUGAGUGUCAUAGCCAGACAGACAGACACAGUGGUCCUCCUAGUCCUGAGUGUCAUAGCCAGACAGACACAGUGGUCCUCCUAGUCCUGAGUGUCAUAGCCAGACAGACACAGUGGUCCUCCUAGUCCUGAGUGUCAUAGCCAGACAGACACAGUGGUCCUCCUAGUCCUGAGUGUCAUAGCCAGACAGACACAGUGGUCCUCCUAGUCCUGAGUGUCAUAGCCAGACAGACACAGUGGUCCUCCUAGUCCUGAGUGUCAUAGCCAGCCAGACAGACACAGUGGUCCUCCUAGUCCUGAGUGUCAUAGCCAGACAGACACAGUGGUCCUCCUAGUCCUGAGUGUCAUAGCCAGACAGACACAGUGGUCCUCCUAGUCCUGAGUGUCAUAGACAGACAGACACAGUGGUCCUCCUAGUCCUGAGUGUCAUAGCCAGACAGACACAGUGGUCCUCCUAGUCCUGAGUGUCAUAGCCAGACAGACACAGUGGUCCUCCUAGUCCUGAGUGUCAUAGCCAGACAGACACAGUGGUCCUCCUAGUCCUGAGUGUCAUAGCCAGACAGACACAGUGGUCCUCCUAGUCCUGAGUGUCAUAGCCAGACAGACACAGUGGUCCUCCUAGUCCUGAGUGUCAUAGCCAGCCAGACAGACACAGUGGUCCUCCUAGUCCUGAGUGUCAUAGCCAGACAGACACAGUGGUCCUCCUAGUCCUGAGUGUCAUAGCCAGCCAGACAGACACAGUGGUCCUCCUAGUCCUGAGUGUCAUAGCCAGACAGACACAGUGGUCAUUGAGGACUGAGGAGCCCUGCAGACAGUUGGUCUUGGCAGGAUGGAGUCCUGCAUGGUCUCCCAGUCUAGACUGAUGACACAGAGAUUGUGAAGCUCAAGGCAUUUCCUGCUUUUGUCUCUGGAGACAGAUCACUAUUCACACAAGUCACUAGGAUACUGGGCCAUGGGGCUGGGACUGGUAUUAUGUAUCAGGUGCUUAAGUGUGUGUGUGUGAAAAAAGAGAAUAAGAGAAACAGCAUGUGGGAAGAAAGUAUGGUAAAGUCUGGGGAGCCAGGCCCAGCCAAUCAGAAUGAGUUUUCCCCACAAAAGGGCUUUAUUACAGGCAGAAAUACUCCUCAGUUUCAUCAGCUGUACGGGUGGCUGGUCUCAGACAAUCCCGCAGGUGAAGAAGCCGGAUGUGGAGGUCCUGGGCUGGCGUGGUUACACGUGGUCUGCGGUUGUGAGGCCGGUUGGACGUACUGCCAAAUUCUCUAAAACGACAUUAGAGGCGGCUUAUGGUAUAGAAAUUAACUUUAAAUACUCUGGCAACAGCCCUGGUGGACAUUCCUGCAGUCAACAUGCCAAUUGCAUGCUCCCUCAAAACUUGAGACAUCUGUGGCAUUGUAUUGUGUGACAAAAUUGCACAUUUUUGAGUGGCCUUUUAUUGUCCCCAGCACAAGGUGCACCUGUGUAAUGAUCAUCUUCUUAAUAUGCCACACCUGUCAGGUGGAUGGAUUAUCUUGGCAAAGGUGAAAUGCUCACUAACAGGGAUGUAAACAAAUUUGUGCCCAACGUUUGAGAGAAAUAAGCUUUUUGUGCGUAUGGAACAUUUCUGGGAUCUUUUAUUUCAGCUCAUGAAACAUGGGACCAACACUUUAUAUGUUGCGUUUAUAUUUUUGUUUAGUAUAUAUACAGAGAGAGAGAGAGAGAGUAAGUCUCUGUGUAUAUGUUUAUGUGAUGUCUGUGUCCACUUGUGUGUUCCCUUCACUGUGACAAAAUGAAGAACAGCUAUCAUAUCAUUUUUACUUGAAAUAAAGUUGUUGUUUUAAAAUCAGUGGAACACAGAUUGCACCUUUUAAGUAGGGUCAAAUGUCACUCUGUGGUAAGCCCUCAGUGUGUGUUACGAUCCUCAGUGUGCUUGUGUGUGUGUGUUUGAGUAUCCGUGUGUGUCCAAUUGCGUGUGUCCAGAUGUGUUUCUGAAGGCUUUAUUGAAUGAACAAUAGCCCUUCAUCUCUUCUCAUAAUCAAUCAUUUGUUUGUGAAUGACUUAAAACCUCAGCAUUAAUGAAGGCAGUAUUUAAAGGAGUCCCUGACAUGAAUAUUAAUGGAGAGAAGGCUUUUAUUGGACCACUAGACCAUUAAUGGACACAGGCGUCUACUUGUGUCCCACUUUAUUGUGCUGACCAUCAUGUUCAUUCUUCGUAAUGGGAGAAUAAACACACGUUUGGAGCCAACACUCAAUCUGCCAAGCAAACACACACUAUCCAAACCACUUGAUGGAUACCAACCCUCUGAUCCCCCUAUAAUGGAAAGAAGCACUUCUCAACAAUAGCCUCUGUUGUAUGGAGUCACUGAGUUAAGGUGUGAAGAAUAACAUCAUGCUGUAGUUUAUAUGCCUCUGGUUGGGAACAGCUGAGAGUUCUGCUUUUGUUUAAUGUCAGAGUGAUGUCUGGUGUUUUUAAUGUUUUUAAAUGAAUGAAUAAUUGAAGUGCUGGUUGCUGUUUUUGUUUUAUUGCUGUAAAAAUAGAGACCAUUCAAAGAGCAGGCAUCUUGUAUGUUCACCGUCCUUCUGUUUCUGUCCUCUCCUGCAAUCUGUUGCUAGGGAAGGAUUCAAAAUGAGCGUCAUUUUAGAAAAAUGUUUUUUUUUUUUUAUAAUACUGUCCAGAACAUUUGAAAAUAGCAUUGUAGGGAGCAGCAACAUAACACACAAUGUUCUUUAGCCCAUACAAUUAUCCUGGAGAAUUAGUUUUCAGGCCUACUGUGAGUGAUAGUUAUGCUUUUAGAAGCACAACAAUGGAUCCAUCUCUUUCUUUAAGUAGGGUCUCUUCCUCCCUAGAAAUGAAGAGGGUGCAGAAAAGAGAGUGACGGAAAGUGUCUCUUUCUUUACUGUGUCAUCUUUUGUCACUUCUCCAGGUGAGAGGACAUUUAAGUGUGACCAAUGUGACGCCACCUUCAAGAGAAAAGACACGCUCAACGUGCACAUCCAGGUGGUGCACGAUGGACACAAGAAGUACAAGUGUGACCUGUGUGAGAAGGCCUUCGUCACCCCCUCUGUUCUCAAGAGCCACAAGAAGGUGAGUUCAGCAACCACAGCCAGUCUGACAUACUGUAGAGCCCGGUCCAGACAUUGUCAAUCUUUCCCAGAGAAAAUCCUCUUUCAAAUAAUUACCCUAUGUGUGUGUGUGUGUGUGUGUGCUUUUUUCUACAUUGUUUUCUAUGUAUGAAUGUCCUUCGAAAGUUAAAGGAAAGUAUAGGAAAUUGACAUCGCUGUUUUCUUGUUAUCUCUCUUGUACGCUGGACUGGAACUAGGCUACAGUAUAUAGUCAUCCUCCACCAUUGUUCCUCACGCAGCCCAGGAAUCAUCAGGACUCUGUUUGUAAAUUACACAUGGCAUUUAGUCCAUUAGCUCCACAGGGUUUCAAAGUACAGGACAGAUCCCAAAGCAGAUUACCAGCCUCAAUCUGACAUUGUCCGCUUGGGUUAUGGAUCAGAUUGAGACCAAACUGUUUCUUGGCACAUGUCAAAAGAAAGACUAAAACAUAACAUGGCCUUAGUACAGUAGGACUGAAGACAGACUGGCACAUGAAUUGUCUCUCUCUCCGGUCGGUGUUCAGAGACUGUGGACUUCUGAGAGAGAGCUCUGCUCUGGCAGUGAUUAAAGACAGGUGGCUGAGCCCAAGAGACCUGGCUGGGACUGAACACCAGACAGUGUCCCAAAUGGCACCCUAUUUCCUAUAUAGUGCACUACUUUUGACCAGGCCCUGGUCAAAAGUAGUGCACUAUAUAGGAAACAGGGUGCCGUUUUGGAUGCAACCCAGAGGUCUGACUGGGGAUCUGGGAAAGACACUGAGUACAUGGUGCACUGUGUGUUGUACUACACUAUACGUUUUACAUUUUAGUCAUUUAGCAGAUGCUUUUAUCCAGAGCGACUUACAGUUAGUGAGUGCAUACAUUUUAUUUAUUUUUUUCAUACUGGUCCCCCAUGGGAAACGAACCCACAACCCUGGCAUUGCAAACGCCAUGCUCUACCAACUGAGCUACACAGGACUAUAGAGAGCACAGUCUUUAUCCUCCAUUUCCUAUUCCACUCAUGACAGGAGAGUAUGGAUCGUCUAAAUUCUGUAUUCUGAGUUUAUUUUCCUCCAGGUGCUGUCUGAGUGUCCUCUCCACUGACAGGUCGAUCUGAACAUGAACAGUAAUGACGUGUUUCUCUGGCAGCCCUAGUUUAGUCUUCCUCUCAGAACAGCCUGCAAUUGCCGUAAACAUUCAUAGAUGUGUGUAGGGGAGACCGGGGGAAAUGGUCAAAUGUUUUCUAUUUUACUCUAUUGCUCAGAGACCACUUGAACUAGGCCAGUCAUUUCUUGAUAUAAUACACUUACAUCUGUCUCCUAAUCAUUCAUACCAUUUAUAGGUCUGUACAUAAAACAGUAAGAUCACAAUAUGGAUUUUAAUCCGAAAAGUCCGGACGUUACAUUUGCCCUGUGCCAGCGGCAAAUGUAACACCUAAAAAAAUAAACUAAUAAAUGUACUUAACUUAAAAAACAUUCAUGUUUAUGAAUUAUCAUAUUAUCAUAGACAUAUGUAAUGAUUUUGCAAGAAAUAUAAUUAUUUCUAUGUACGUAACCAAUAUUUACUGUAACACCCAUGUUUGUGCAUGGCCAUUGGGUUCCUCUCAAAACAUUUGAAGAGUUUGAUGGUGCCCAAUGAUAUCUGUUUACAGCUUCUUUGGCACUCUACAGGACCCAAAGGCUAAAGUUAGUUUUUGUAUAAUGAAUGUGUAAUUCAUACAAUCCAAAACAAAAGCAUAAUUUGGCUGCUUGGCUCAGGUUCAUUUUAACACUGCAUUACAAUUGCCCCCAACCCAGCAGCCAUGACAACACAUAAUGUGCCUAGUAAGAGACAACAAUAGUGACACAUGUCAAUGUUUAGUCAACAUACAGUAUAGUGAUACAAAUUAUGCUAGUUUGAAUUCUUGGGCAUUAAUGCUCAGGACAGUAAAAGAAAAAUACAGCUGGUCGAAAAAAACAAAAACAAUAAUUUACCCAUAAAACGUGCACAUUGUGAGAGCAGGCAGAGAACCUAAAUGGGCAUGUAAUGAGAGAGUUUCAUCCCUCUAGCUUGUUUCAAGGUGAUACAAUUGCCCCCUGUUACAAUUGCCCCCUGUUACUCCCCUACAUGGAGCAUGUGUUUUCUCUGUAUCUGCCAGGCAGUGUGUGCCUUCGACACCAUGAACCAUCAGAUCCUCCUCUCCACCCUCUCAGUGCUGGGCGUCUCAGGCUCUGCACACUCUUGGAUUACAUCCUACCUGGCAGGCCGCUCCUACCAGGUGACGUGGAGAGGAUCUGUGUCUGUACCACGUACUCUCACUACUGGUGUCCUCCAGGGCUCGGUUCUAGGCCCUCUCCUCUUCUCUCUAUACACCAAGUCACUCGGCUCCGUCAUAUCCUCACAUGGUCUCUCCUAUCAUUGCUAUGCGGAUGACACUCUACUACUUUUCUCCUUCCCCCCUUCUAACACCCAGGUGACGACACGCAUCCCUGCAUACCUGGCAGAUAUCUCAGCUUGGAUGUCGGCCCACCACCUCAAGCUCAACCUCGACAAGACGGAGCUGCUCUUCCUCCCGGGAAGGCCUGCCCGCUCAAAGACCUCUCCAUCACGGUUGACAACUCCAUAGUGUUGCCCACCCAGAGUGCAAAGAACCUUGGCGUGGCCCUGGACAACAAACACCCUGUCGUUCUCUGCAAACAUCAAAGCAGUGACUCACUUCUACCUCACACAGGAAGCGGUGCAGGUCCUAAUCCAGGCACUUGUCAUCUCCCGUCUGGACUACUGCAACUUGCAGUUGGCUGGGCUGCCAGCUUGUGCCAUCAAACCACUGCAACUUAUCCAGAACGCUGCAACCUUCCCAAGUUCUCCCUGUUACCCCGCUCCUCCUCACACUCCACUGGCUUCCAGUCGAAGCUCGCAUCCACUACAAGACCAUGGUACUUGCCUACGGAACAGCAAGAGGAACUGCACCUCCCUACCUUCAGGCUCUGCUCAUACCCUACACCCCAACCCGAGCACUCCGUUCUGCCACCUCUGACCUCUUGGCCCUCCCACCCCUACGGGAUGGCAGCUCCCGCUCCGAUCUUCUCUGUCCUGGCACCCCAAUGGUGGAACCAGCUUCCCCCUGAAGCUAGGACAGCAUAGUCCCUGCCCAUCUUCUGAAAGCACCUGAAACCCUACCUCUUCAAAGAGUAUGUUAAAUAAUCCCCCUCUUCACCUCGACCCCCAAACCCCCCCCAUCCCUUCUAGCUAUUGACUUUGCUGAUAGCUACUUUAUUGAGGAAAUAUUAUUUUUGUUUAUGUUUUGUGUGUUAAAAAAUGACAGCGGUGAUAGCCAACUUAUUUAUGUCACAUCCAUACUAUCCAUAUUACAAGGAUGGUUUAAUGAUUACGUCUAACCCCAAUACAUUAAAAAGUUUUGUUUUGGAACAUAAUGUUCCCCAGGGAAAACUAUGAAGCCUUUUAUGAAGUAAGAACACCAGUUAUAUUUCUCCUUGUCCUACAAACAACAAACCAAACAAUUGUACAUUGAGGCAUCUGGAAGACAUCUGUCCCUGUGUGUCUGAGAGAGGGAGAGUGAAGGAAAGGGCUUAUGUAACAUAACGCCGGUGGCGUGGGAUGCAGGGGGUGAUGGGGGAUGGAGAGAAGAGGUGGAUAGAAAGGAAAGGUGGUAUUCCUGUCUGUAUUGUUGUACUGCUGUUUAAACUGUCACUCAGGAUUUGAGCGUCUUAUACUUGUGUUUAUUCUGUGGAAUUUACAUCAGGCCAGCAGCAGAAUUCACAACAUACCUACCAGCAGAGAGAAAGAAAGAGAGGGAGUGAAGGAGAAGAAGGAGGAAAGAGAGAGGGUGAGAAACGUUUAGCCUUGCUGGGGGGUGCAGCACGCUCCUCUCUUUGUACACAAUCUCUUUGUGUGUGCAUAUAGUGCCCCCCAGUCUGGAGCGCAGAGAAAAGACUGACCUGAGUGUGUUUGAGGAGCGAGGGCAGAAAGCGGGAUGAGGAGGAGGAAGAGAGGAGGAGGAGAGGAAUGCAAGCAGACCAGAUCUCUCUGGUCUCCACCCUGCCCCUCACCCUUCUGGCUCUUUGACUCUAAUGAUAGGCCUGCAUCGUUUGGAUUCUUUAAUCCAGCUUCCAGGAGAAAUACUUCAUUGAAACCACUAGUCAGCCUGUAGGGUUCCCAUGUAGAGCCUGUAGAGUUCAGAGCCUGUACAGUUUUCAUUGGAGAGCUGUAGAGUUCAGAGCCUAUAGAGUUCCUAUUGGAGAGCUGUAGAGUUCAGAGCCUAUAUAGUUCCCAUUGGAGAGCUGUAGAUUUCCCAUGAACACCAGUGUCUAGUAACAGUGUCUAGCGGUAGCAUGCACACUAAUGUCUAGCACCAGUGUGGUCUGGUCUCUCAGUGGGGUAGAUGCUCCCAGUGCUGAACAGGACCUCUGGUUAAAUGACUGACAUCAAAUGUUUGUCAGAAGACCACCCUUGAAUGCACCCUGAAAGGGGGUUGACUUUGAGGCUUUGUAGCUUUUGAGUGACAAUAUACAGUAUAUUAAACAACUUUGAUAAUUUAUCCAACACUUUAUUAAAAAUACUUUGUAAAUGGUAUAUAACAAUGGGGCAUUUAAUUGGACUUCAAGAGCUUCUCUGUUUAGUAUCCAAGUGUUUUAGCAGAGCUCAUAGUAUCCAAAUGAUGCGUAUGCUCUAUCGGUGAUCACUGUGUGCUCUGUAAUGAGGGAAAGUUGUACCACUGAAUGUUCCAAUUGUCUUUCCUAAAUACCAACAAUAUGUUUUCUGAUCUUUUCCAUACCAGACGCACACAGGGGAAAAGGAGAAGAUCUGCCCAUAUUGCGGACAGAAGUUUGCCAGCAAUGGAACUUUGAGGGUCCACAUCCGCAGCCAUACA
Messenger RNA from Coregonus sp. 'balchen', 20543 nucleotides. The record is from the annotation of a GenBank genome assembly. Lineage: Eukaryota; Metazoa; Chordata; Actinopteri; Salmoniformes; Salmonidae.